Molecule: messenger RNA, 3321 nt
Organism: Cladocopium goreaui
Lineage: Eukaryota; Dinophyceae; Suessiales; Symbiodiniaceae
Source: the annotation of a GenBank genome assembly
AUGGCCGAGUCAUUUGAGGAUUUAUCAGUUGGAAACAAACCUGCUGUUUUGGAUGUUUCUCUGGACACAACUCCAUUUUUCAGCUUUGCAAGGGAUCUGGAGUACCUCGAAGAGGUGAAUGGUGACAGAGACAACACUGGUGAAAGACCGGACACAGGUGAUUUGUUUGGUGGUACAGAACCGGUGGAAGCAGACAAGUUUUCUCUGUUUAGUCCGACGACUUUGGCUGACGAUGAUGUUGCAAACCAGCAGUUGAAAAAACAUGACAGUGUAGGAGAACAGGAGUCGUUUCAACAGGUUGUUUCUCACACUGGGUUCAACUUUGAUGCAUCACUCAAUGUUGCCUUCAAUUCUGCAAACGCUGAACAACCCAAACAGAUAUGGGAGACUGGCAUUUGGAAACACAUCUUUGGAGAUGAUGAUACUCCUCUGGACUUUGAUGUUUGGGGGCCGCCGGUGACCAGACCUGCUCUUACAGCUUGGGGCGUGGAUAGUCGGAUUUUGGAGGCAGAUGUGAAGUGUCCAAACAAACGUUGCCAUGAGCCUACAUUCAACUUUCUGGAUGUGGUGUCGUUCAAACCUGAUGUGCCGUGGCAAGAACAGAGGGAAGCAGAUUUACAACGUGGCAUAAAGUUGUGGAUUGCGGUCACCAGCAGGUGGCAUGACGAGUGCUCCAUGGCACACAAGCUCAGAGAAAUGAGGACAGAAGAAGAGGUCUUCAACAUGUUUGCACACGUCUUCAGUGGGCGUGCACCUGUCACAGUGCGGAAACGUGGAGCAGCAGUGCUUCGCAUUUGUGAUUACUUGGAGACCAACAUGUUGGAGGCCUUCCCCAUGCAAGAGAUCACAUUUUACAGGGUUGUUGAAUCUCCAGUGGAAGAGCAUGUUCCUCAGAGUGCGGAAGUCAAAGUUGAAGUUGUAGUGUCAUCAGACGAGGAACAUGGUGAUGAAUUGCAGAAGAGUUCCAGUUCUGAUAGCACUUCAAGCUCUGAUUCAUCGUCAGGUGGCAUCCCAGAGAAUCAUGGACUGAAUAAGGUCUUUGCUCCGCCCAAGCCUCCAGAGGGUUUUCAGAGUUGGCAGCAUGCAAAACUGAAGACAGUUCAUUUGACUGAGCCGGGUUACUUCCGGGUCUUCGUUUGUGGACGACCUGUAGACCGAAUUGGCGAGCGCUGCACGGGAGUCUACUUUGACCACAUAGGAGCAUGCAUGUGCACCCUCUCAGACUUUGUGGGAGUCAAAAAGGGUGGGAAACGGAAGUUGGUUUCACUACAGCCCAACUCGAACAACGAUGACGGGCGCAAAAGAAGAUGUGGUGGCAAGGGCACUUUUGUCCAAGACAACAACUUGCCUACACGGCCCAAGCCACAAGACGUGGUGCCAGGCAGUGCCAGGCUGACCCGAACUGCCAGGGAAGCUGGGUUCAAUGGAAUUGCCGUGGACCACACAGACAAGAGGACUUGCGGCAUUGAUAUUUGCAUUUUUGAACUGGAAGAUCAAGAGCAGGUCAAUGACCUUUGUGCUUUCCUGGAGGCGGAGGCGGAAAACAUUGCUGCAGUUUGGAUCGCUCCUUCAUGUGGCACAGCUAGUAAGGCGCGUGAGAGGCGCCUACCACAAUUGGCGCGACUGGGCAUACAAGUGCCCAUUCCUUUGCGGUCCAAUGAACAACCGGACCAAAUAGAUGGCCUUGCAGACACUGACAAACUCAAAGUUGAGAAGGCUAACAUGCUUUACAAUGCGGUGGAGCAGAUCACUCGCACAACCUGCAGGGCAAACAUUUUCACUGGCAUUGAAAACCCUGGCAACAGCCAUUACUGGGGGACAACACCGAUGCAAAGCAUCAUGCAAGAGUUUGGUGAUAAGUUUGUGCGGAAAAGGGGUGAGUUGCGGGUCGUGCAGGCAGGCCACCCACGAGGACUCGAUGUUCACGUGGACGAUGCAAUGCAAGAGGUGGUAAAACAGAACCUUGUAGACCCUCCAUACAUGUUGGCCAAAAAGAGGGUGCAAUACAUGAAAAAAUGGACGGCGAGAGCAAAGGAGCUUGCUGUGCAGGAACAACAGCUAAGGGACAAGAUGCCUGAGCAUGUCAGAGACGUGGUGGGGCAGAAACGUUUGCUUUUGAUGGGCGAGAUGCUGGAGGAGCUUGGCUAUCCUGAUGACAAGCUCACUAGUGACAUAGCAAGUGGGUUCAGGCUGAGUGGAUACAUGAGGAAGUCCAACGUUUUCAGAGCCAGGUCAAAGAGGCCUGCAAUGACUAUGGAGACCCUCAGGAAGCUUGGAAAGUCCUUUAACUCCAAGAACCUUGCAGCUCUUGGCAAGCGCCAGGACCCUGAACUGGAAGAGUCGACCUGGAAGGAAACACAGGUUGAGCUGGAGAAAGGAUAUGCUUUCGGCCGUGUGGCCAAUUCUGCGGUUAAGGCUUUGGGACGCCUUUGCAAUAGUCCUGAGCCUGUUUCCAAGUUCAGCGCCUCCAUGCGCACCACUCUGGAGUUUCUGCAGCAACGAGUCCUGCAAGGGGUCAUGGAUGACCUACUCGAGAGGUCGCAGAACCCGAUUCACGAACUGGAAGUCCUGCCGGUUCUGAUAGCAGCUGAACUAUGGGGACAAACCUAUGCUGAAGCGCAGGUGGUAUAUUACAUCGACAAUGAGUCGUUAGACUUCAAAGAAGUGCUAGAGCUCGGUGCCACCAAAACCAGUAUCAACUGGGAGCUGGUGAUGAAGCACCUUGAGGAAGUGAAUUUGCUUUGGGCUGGUUUGGGGUUUUAUGCCCGUGCCAAGCGCUUGCAUGAAGCUCAUGAACUGCUCCGAAAAGCUUUGGUGCCAAACGUCACACAUUUUCCUGCAAGACCCGUUCAAAAGAAACGUCGUGAAAGAUCCUUUGCUGUGGCUGCUGUUACUGAUGGCUCUGCAUGGAUGUUGGUGCGCAGACCUCCAAAUGGUCUUCUUGCGGGGCAGUUGGAGUUUCCAUCCGUGGAAAUCAAACUUGAAAAGGAGGAGAACAAUCUGGUCAAAACUCUGGACAACGCGACCAAAGAUGAUGUCAUGCACAGAUUGUGGCAAUCCAUGGUCAAUGAUUUCAGUCUCAAUGGUGUGGUUUUGGAUCCGUUUGAAGUUCCAUUGGAACAUAUUUUCUCCCACGAGCGACAUGUGAUGCAUAUCUUUCGGGGCUACGUUACAGCUCGGCCAUUGAGUCACACCAGUCAUUUGGAAGUGUUCUGGCUGAGUGUUUCCGAAGCAGAGCAAAAUUUCUGCAUCACAACCUGUUUGCAGAAGGUUUUUGGAGCCCUCACUGGAUCCUCCAAGCGUCGAAAACGGGAACUUUGA